AACUAAACCAUCUCAAAGUACGACACACCUGACAAGAACAAAUAUGCAUGAACGAGUGAACAGAACAGAGAGGCAGUUUAAAUCUCUCCCAGCUAACCAACAGAGUCUUCUUCCUCAAUUCCUUCCUCACCUUGACAAGAUUCGGAAGUGCAUUGAUCAUAAUCAAGAGAUACUACACACCAUUGUGAAUGACUGCGUUCAUAUGUUUGAAAAUAAAGAAUAUGGAGAAGACGGAAGAGGGAAGAUUACACCAGCUUCAACAUUUGACAUGGACAAAUUAAAAUCUACUUUGAAACAAUUUGUGAGAGACUGGAGUGAAGAGGGAAAGCCUGAGAGAGAUUCCUGCUACCAGCCAAUCAUUAGUGAAAUUGUAAAGAAUUUUCCAAAAGAAAGAUGGGAUUUCUCCAAAGUUAAUAUCCUGGUACCUGGUGCUGGGCUAGGUAGAUUGGCGUGGGAAAUAGCUAUGCUCGGUUAUGCUUGCCAAGGAAAUGAAUGGAGCCUCUUUAUGCUCUUUUCUUCUAACUUUGUACUCAACAGAUGCUCUGAAAUUAACUCAUGUAAGCUUUAUCCCUGGAUUCAUCAGUUUAGCAAUAACAGAAGAUCUGCUGAUCAGAUACGGCCAAUUUAUUUCCCUGAUGUUGAUCCUCACAGUCUUCCUUCUGGUUCAAACUUCUCUAUGACAGCAGGGGAUUUUCAAGAAAUUUAUUCUGAGUGCAAUACGUGGGACUGCAUAGCGACUUGCUUUUUCAUAGAUACAGCACAUAACGUUAUUGAUUACAUCGAUACUAUAUGGAAAAUACUAAAGCCUGGAGGAAUAUGGAUAAAUGUAGGUCCUCUCCUUUACCACUUUGAAAACUUGGGAAAUGAACUUUCUAUAGAAUUAAGCUACGAGGAUAUAAAAAAUGUUAUACUGCAAUAUGGAUUCCACAUAGAGGUGGAGAAAGAAUCUGUACUGUCAACUUACACUGUGAAUGAACUCUCCAUGAUGAAAUACUACUAUGAAUGCGUGUUGUUUGUGGUGAGAAAACCAGAAUAGAAGUGGUCUGAAUAGGUUAAUUAGAAAAAAAAUGUUGGCUUGAAAGCUGGAAAUGAGAAUAAAAUGGACUGGGUGAUGUCUGGACACAA
Molecule: messenger RNA, 1125 nt
Organism: Pygoscelis adeliae (Adelie penguin)
Lineage: Eukaryota; Metazoa; Chordata; Aves; Sphenisciformes; Spheniscidae
Gene: CARNMT1
Product: chromosome unknown open reading frame, human C9orf41
Exons: 8
Coding region: 44-1036 (330 amino acids)
Molecular function (GO): S-adenosylmethionine-dependent methyltransferase activity
Source: RefSeq, a predicted model, not a curated record